GUCCGCCCACAUUUAUCAAUUAUAUAUAAGACUGAGAUGUUCUGUUCAGCAACACUGUGUUCUGAUUGAACUGUUGGGGAGAGAAUCACCCAUGAUUUGCUCUGCAGCAGCAUUUCAUCUCAGAUCACUUUGACACUUUGGCAUCCCCAGAAGCAGUCUGCCACAAUGAGGUUUCUAAUCUCACUGUGUGCGUCACAACUCCUGUUGAUUAACGUUGCAUUUGGCAAUGAUCCUUGUUACAACUAUGAAUCUCUGGAUCGUCCCUGGAGAGCCACAGAGGAAACUGGACUUUACGUUUGUGAUGAAUAUUUCUCCUGGAACGGCUGGUACAGACUUUUCUACAAUGGAAUGGAUAUCCGGAUGCCAGAGCACUGUGUGAACGCAGGCAGCUGUAACACAGAUUACAGUCUGUGGCUCAAUGGUUCUCACCCUCAGAUAGAGGAUGGAGAGGUGAUCAUGGAGGUCUGUGCAAGCACAUUAUAUGACUGCUGCUCUUUCGAAUCAACACCCAUCAGAGUCAAAGCUUGCCCGGGCGAUUACUAUGUCUAUGAACUUGUCAAUCAACAGUAUGAGUGUUCAGGAUACUGCACAGAUAUCAGCACAAUAUCCCUGACAACUUCCACUUCAAGUCCAUCUACGAUUAGUGGAUCCAGCCUUUCCAUGUCUGCCAUCGACAUAGAUUAUGACCCAUGCUUCAACUACAACAUUCUUGAUGAUUACUGGAGAAGCACACUCAAUUACUGGUAUCAAUCUGGAUAUAUGUCUGGACAUGAUGACACGCGUGUUGAAUGGCAUGGCUGGUAUCGACUCUUCAUUAAUGGUUCGAGUGCACAGAUGCCUGAGUGGUGUUUCAGUCAUAUGUCAUGUGGAGGUUUUAGUUCUCUGUGGCUUGGUGACCCUCAUCCUCAGCCAGAAGAUGGCGUUGUUACUCGUGAAGUCUACAGCUCUGUUAAUGACCAGUGCAGUUACUACAGAUCUGACCCAAUCCAAGUCAAAGCCUGUCAAGGAAAUUAUUAUGUCUACAAACUUAAAAGUCCAAAGCCAUCGAUCCCAUUGCCUGUAUAUUGUGCAGUUCCAUUCAACACUCCAAAUACUGAUCCCUGCUACGACUACAACAGUGUCGACGAGCCUUGGCGAGCCACUGACUAUAAUUAUAUCACUAAUAUAUGUGAUUAUAAUGUCAACUGGAACGGCUGGUACAGGCUCUUCUACAAUGGUCAGAGUGUCCAGAUGCCAGAUUCAUGUGUUGGUUCUGGCAUGUGUGGCACAGACAAACCACUUUGGCUUGAUGGCCCUCACCCACAGCUGGAAGAUGGAGUUAUUACUCGACAAGUGUGCAUUUCCACAUUGAAUGACUGCUGUGAUUACAAAUCGCAUCCAAUACGAGUCAAAGCUUGUCCUGGAGACUAUUACGUGUAUGAGUUUGUCAGGCCACAAUUGUGUUCAUCUUACUGUGCAGAUGUCUCAAGCCUCAGCAGCUCAACAUCUACAACACCACCUACAACAACAGUUGCAGUUAUACUCCCAGAAUCCAUUACUCCGUCUGUCACAGACACAGCCCUCCACUUUGACCCCUGCAAUAGCUACACUGCGCUGGAUGAGCCAUGGAGAGCCACAGACAAUCGAUAUACCUUCAAUUUAAUGUGUGACGCUUAUGUCAGCUGGGUGGGCUGGUAUCGUCUCUUCAUUUAUGGCCAGAGCGUUCAGAUGCCAGACACAUGUGUUGAUCGGCUAAGCUGUGGCACUCACGCCCCACUUUGGCUAAACGGUCCACACCCACGAAUCGAGGAUGGAGUGGUGACCCGAGAUGUCUGCGGUCACUGGUGGAAUAACUGCUGUGGUUUCCAGUCAAAUCCCAUUAGAGUGAAAGCCUGCCCAGGCAAUUACUACGUCUAUGAGUUUGUUAGACCAAAUUUCUGUUAUGGGACCUACUGUGCAGAUGUUAGGAACAAUAGCAUCAGCAUUCCUACUUUCACUCCAGAGACAACUUUGGCUGAGGCUUUCCGCACUGACCCCUGCUACAACUACAGAGCCCUGGAUGAUCCUUGGAGAGCAACAGACAGUCACUAUUCAUACAAUUGUGAUGCUAGUGUUAAUUGGGAUGGAUGGUAUCGUCUCUUCAUUGCAGGCCAGGAUGCUCGGAUGCCAGAAACAUGUGUUAAUCAGUUUAGCUGUGGCACUAUUGCCCCACUGUGGCUAAAUGGUCAACAUCCACGAGUCGAGGACGGUGUGGUCACCCGUCAUGUCUGUGGCCACUGGAACAAUGACUGCUGCAAUUAUGAGUUUAAUCCUAUGAAAGUGAAAGCAUGCCCAGGCAAUUAUUAUGUGUAUGAGUUCAUAAACCCAGUGUUCUGCUAUGUGGCAUACUGCGCAGAACUGACGAAUAUCACUUCUAUAGAUGUCACGCCACACACCACCCCGACUGGUAAUUUAAUGUUCUCUGUCCUCUGA
Molecule: messenger RNA, 2451 nt
Organism: Carassius auratus (goldfish)
Lineage: Eukaryota; Metazoa; Chordata; Actinopteri; Cypriniformes; Cyprinidae
Exons: 11
Coding region: 166-2451 (761 amino acids)
Source: RefSeq, a predicted model, not a curated record